Molecule: messenger RNA, 927 nt
Organism: Brassica napus (rape)
Lineage: Eukaryota; Viridiplantae; Streptophyta; Magnoliopsida; Brassicales; Brassicaceae
Product: protein NPGR1
Exons: 3
Coding region: 214-912 (232 amino acids)
Molecular function (GO): protein binding
Source: RefSeq, a predicted model, not a curated record
UAUGCUCUGAAGAUCCACAACUCUCAAGGGACGGGAUAAAUUUUUCUCACAAGCUGCUCGACUUGGCUAAUAAUCAGAGUGAACAUCUUUUGAGCCAAGCGCACAGGUUCCUUGGUGUAUGCUAUGGAAACGCUGCAAGAAGUUCCAAACUAGACUCUGAACGGGUUUUACUUCAAAAAAAAAUCUCUAUACUCUCUAAACAAAGCCGCAACGAUGGGCAAGGGUGAUCCGGAACCAGAUGAUGUAUAUAACUUAAGCGUUGAGAAUGCGUUUCAAAGAAACCUUCAAGCGGCUUUGGAUGGCGCGGUUGAGUAUUCUAUUGUGGUGGGAGGAGUUUCGACUAGAGGAUGGAAACAUUUAGCUGCUGUCCUUUCAGCGGAGAAACGGCUCAAGGAUGCUGAAUCUAUUCUGGACUUUACCAUGGAAGAGGCUGGUGACAUGGAAAAGUUAGACCUUCUGAAGUUGAAAGCUGUGCUUCAGAUGGCUCAAGAACAACCUAAGCAGGCGUUGAAGACAUGCAGUAACUUUCUGGCUCUAAUCCGGGCGCAGGAAAAGUCUGAACAAUCCAAGACUCUGCUAAAGAAAUAUGAAACUGAAGCUUGGCAAGACCUGGCCUCUGUCUAUGGAAAGCUAGGUUCAUGGUCAGACGCAGAAACAUGUCUAGAGAAGGCAAGAUCCAUCUGCUUUUAUUCUCCCAGAGGCUGGAAUGAAACAGGUUUGUGUCUCGAAGCUAAAUCACUUCACGAAGAGGCUUUGAUAGCCUUCUUCAUGUCACUCUCGAUAGAUCCAGACCACGUUCCCAGCAUUGUUUCUAUAGCAGAGGUUAUGAUGAAAUCCGGAGGUGAUACACUUGCAACCGCUAAGAGUUUUCUGAUAGAUCCAGACCACGUUCCCAGCAUUGUUCCUAAGUGAAUGUUACAUGCACUU